UGAGAAACAGAUAGUUUCAGUGGAGAGAACGAGAUGUGGGCUCAGUCGCUAGUGGCCACGGCGAUGAAACAGGGGAACCCUUUUCAUGGCAGCAAGAGAGCUGCCUCUGUAGUUUCCCAGAAACCCAAUAUUCCAUCCGUAUCGACGCUGCAACUACCGAAACUUUCAAAAACCAAUUCAAUUACCCCAUCCACCCAAACGCAACCGCUGCUGUCUGCUUCUUCUUCUUCGUCGUCUUCUUAUGCCAUUGCUCCGUCCGUACAACACGUCAAAGCUCUGCGGAUUCGACCCACUGCCAAAUUGGGCCUUCUCUCUCUCCUCUUCGUCCUCUCCAUGGCUUUUGCUGCGCUUUUCUCCGUUGUUGUAAUUUGCAUCCCAACUAUCAACGCUUUGAGAAGAUUGGAAGCUGCUGUGAGAAAAUUAUCCAAUGUGGUGUCCCAAGAGGUGCCUGGAACUCUGUCUUCUCUCAAACUCUCUGGCCUUGAGAUCAACGAAUUGACCCAACAGCUUGCCAGUCUCAGGAAAAGUAUUUCCACAUCCCGGUGGGAAAACGAUUCAAAGUGACAAUUUUUUGAUGAUUCAGUUCAUGUGCCUCAUAUGUAGUCAUAACUUUUGGGUCAGGACUCAGGAUGAUCAUGGAAGCUUUUUGUUGAACUCUUCCUCGGUUUCAAUACUGGGAAACCGAAACUGUUUAGAUUGUUAGUUUUUGUUCUUGAACUACCUAAUUGGGUUGUGAAUGUGUCUCAUUCCUUGAACCACGUUGAUGCCAAAGCUAGGCUCAGGCAGUUCCUUCUGUUUAGUGCAGAACACAUUGAAAACAUGGCAUAAAUGCUUACUUCAAGCUUGUUUGACAACCUCAUCUUUUGUUUGAAUUAUAAUGCUAAAAUCAAAGUGUCUUUAAUUUCUGAAUUGGUUCAAUAUCAACAAGAGUUGAACAUGAAUAGGGUACAACAAAACUUAUAAUUUGGCAAACUUCUUCAGAGCAUCACCGACAUCUUUUAGAUGCUCUGGCACAGGCAUGUUGCAUAAAAGAGUAACUCUUGAUGAUGAUACUAAGGAUUUGAUGUCUGAGUUUGAAGGAUUAAUCUUCCACAGUCUCACCUCCCAAACCUGCCCAAAAAUCAAAACAACUUUGAAUGAUAUAAUCUGUUUAUUUAAUAUAUUAAGUAAAUGAAAUGAUAAAUUGAUGAAAGAUAAAUAAAUAAAAAACCAAUGUGGAGGGCAUUGGCACCCUAGUUGCUUCCUGCUUUGGAUAAUUCGGUAUUGGCAUUCACAUUUCCAUAGUAUGAAAUGAUGGCAGGAUAGUCUGGAUGGUGCCAACAUGAUUAUUAUAUUUCCAGUUGGAAAUUUGUGUAAAUGGAGUGAUGGAAAGAAUGAGAUGGAAAAUACAUGACCCUAUGUGGAUAAUGUUGUAGAGAAGAUAAAACCGUAUGCACUUUCUAAAUGUCAUUUUUUUCUUGGACACCUACACUACACCUAUUGUUGUAUUAGCAGUUGUAAUUACAGUUAAUUGAAGUGAUACUUGAUGAUGAAGACUGGGGAGGACUAGGAGCCCGGGAGAUGGAUUAUAAUUAAGAAGACAAGGAGGAUAGGAAUUUGACGGUGAAGAGCAGAGGAACCUGAAUGGUUUUGCCAA
This is a messenger RNA of Prunus avium (sweet cherry), 1636 nucleotides long. RefSeq lists its product as uncharacterized. The record is from RefSeq and is a predicted model, not a curated record. Lineage: Eukaryota; Viridiplantae; Streptophyta; Magnoliopsida; Rosales; Rosaceae.